Molecule: messenger RNA, 3510 nt
Organism: Pogona vitticeps (central bearded dragon)
Lineage: Eukaryota; Metazoa; Chordata; Lepidosauria; Squamata; Agamidae
Source: RefSeq, a predicted model, not a curated record
CUAAUUCAGUGAAGGAUGCCUGUAAUGAAAGGAAGCGGGCAAACCAUCCGGCCGCCUGCCCUUCUCAAUCAUGGCCGCUUCGGCUACCGCGUGAGGCGGAGAGAAAGGAACGGGGCGGAGGAGUCACGUGAAGGGAACAAGAUGGCUUCUUUUCCUUGGCACGCAAGAUCAAGAAACUAUGCACGUGAAUUUGAAUCAUGCAGACUGGAACCUGUGGCUGUGGAAUUUGGAGACUACCAUCCACUCAAACCCAUUACAGUUACAGAAUCUAAAACAAAGAAACUGGCACGCAAAGGAAGCUCUUCUUCUACAUCUUCCUCCUCCUCCAGUUCAAUGGUGGAUCCUCUGAGCAGUGUGUUGGAUGGCACAGAUCCCUUGUCAUUGUUUGCUGCCACGGCAGAUCCACUGCUGACCACGACCAUGGAAAGUGCCAGAAAGAAACGUGACAAAGAUGAGAAUUUAACUGUAGGAAGUGACUUUGAAUCUUGGUCAAGCAAACGAGGUGAAAUCCUUGCUCGGUACACUACAAACGAAAAGCUCUCCAUUAAUCUGUUCAUGGGAUCUGAAAAAGGAAAAGCAACAACUCCUGGAUCAGCAGUUUCUGAGAAAGUGAGGACAAGGCUGGAGGAGCUGGAUGAUCUUGAAGAGGGGUCACAGAAAGAACUGCUCAACUUGACUCAACAAGACUAUACAAAUCGGAUUGAAGAACUCAAUCAGUCUUUGAAAGAUGCGUGGGCCUCGGAUCAAAAAGUAAAAGCUUUGAAGAUAGUUAUUCAGUGUUCUAAACUUCUUUCAGACACAACUGUGAUUCAGUUCUAUCCAAGUAAAUUCGUCUUGAUAACAGACAUCCUUGACACAUUUGGAAGGCUGGUAUAUGAGAGAAUCUUUUCUAUGUGUACUGAUAAUCGCAGUUCCUUACCAGAAAAUUUUACUCCUGAAAAUGUCAAUGAUACUGCCAAAGAAACCUGUUUAAACUGGUUCUUCAAGAUUGCUUCCAUCCGAGAACUUAUUCCCAGAUGUUACGUCGAAGCAGCAAUCCUGAAGUGUAACAAAUUCCUUUCCAAAACGGGAAUUUCAGAGUGUCUGCCACGCCUGACCUCCAUGAUCCGAGGAAUUGGAGACCCCUUGGUUGCAGUCUAUGCUAGAGCUUAUCUCUGCAGGGUUGGAAUGGAAGUGGCUCCUCAACUGAAAGAGAGCCUGAACAAGAACUUUUUUGACUUCCUUCUAACCUUUAAACAAAUUCAUGGGGAUACUGUCCAAAACCAGCUGGUGGAGCAAUGUGUCGAGAUUCCAUUGUAUCUGACUCUUUAUUCUCCUGCGAUAGAUUGGAUUUUGCAAUGCAUCUCUUACCGAGCGGCAGAGGUUUUGCUGACCGAGAUGAUGGAAAGAUGCAAGAAGCUUGGCAAUAAUGCCUUGCUUUUGAAUUCAGUAAUGUCUGCCUUCAGAGCUGAAUUUAUUGCUGCAAGGUCCAUGGAUUUUAUUGCCAUGAUAAAGGAGUGUGAUGAAUCCGGCUUUCCCAAGCAUCUUCUCUUUCGUUCUUUGGGGAGCAACCUGGCCUUAGCGGAUCCACCCGAAAGUGAUCGGCUUCAGAUUUUAAAUGAAGCCUGGAAGGUUAUCACGAAGUUAAAGAACCCACAGGAUUAUAUCAACUGUGCAGAAAUCUGGGUGGAAUAUACCUGCAGGCAUUUCACGAAGCGUGAGGUCAAUACUAUUUUGGCAGAUAUCAUCAAACACAUGACCCCGGAUCGGGCCUUUGAAGAGGCCUAUCCCCAGCUUCAGUCAAUUGUUCAGAAGGUCAUCACCUAUUUCCAUGACUUCUCUGUGCUCUUUUCAUUGGAGAAAUUCCUGCCAUUCUUGGACAUGUUCCAGAAAGAAAGUGUGAGAGUGGAGGUUUGCAAGUGCAUCAUGGAAGCUUUUAUUAAGCACCAGCAAGAACCAACUAAAGACCCCGUCAUACUCAACGCCCUUCUACAUGUGUGCAAAACCAUGCAUGAUUCAGUGAAUGCGCUGACACUAGAAGAUGAAAAACGAAUGUUGGCUUCUUUGAUAAAUGGAUUUUUAAGAAUGGUUUCAUUUGGCCGUGACUUUGAGCAGCAGCUGAGUUUUUAUGUGGAGGCCCGAUCGAUGUUUUGCAACCUGGAACCUGUUCUUGUCCAGCUGAUUCAUAGCGUGAACCAGCUGGCGAUGGAAACAAGAAAAGUGAUGAAAGGCAAUCAUUCUAGAAAGACGGCUGCAUUUGUCAGGGCUUGUGUUGCCUUCUGCUUCAUUACAAUUCCGUCUCUGACAAGCAUCUUUGCUCGCCUUAAUCUGUACUUGCACUCUGGUCAGGUUGCAUUGGCAAAUCAGUGCCUUUCACAAGCGGAUGCCUUUUUCAAAGCCGCAAUAAGUCUGGUUCCUGAAGUGCCAAAGAUGAUCAAUAUUGAUGGGAAGAUGCGGCCCUCUGAAGCUUUCCUCCUGGAAUUCCUGUGCAAUUUUUUUUCGACAUUGCUAAUCAUUCCUGACCAUCCUGAGCAAGGUGUGUUGUUUCUUGUGCGAGGGCUGCUCAACGUCAUCCAAGACUACACUUGGGAAGAUAACAGUGAUGAUAAAGUCCGGAUUUACACCAAUGCCGUGCAUCUCCUGUCGGCAAUGGGUCAAGAAACCUACAUUUACCAUGUGAACAAAGUUGAGUCCAAUGAUACCUUGUACGGUGGAGAUACCAAAUUCCUGGCAGAAACAAACAAGCUGUGUGAAACAGUGAUAGCCCAGAUCCUGGAGCAUCUUAAGAGCCUUGGAAAGGAAGAGACUUUGAAACGUCAGAGCCAGCUGGCCCUCUACUUCUUCAACAGCCUCUUGGCCCAUGGAGAUCUGCGCAACAACAAGCUUAACCAGCUUGCUGUUAACCUGUGGAACCUGGCUCAAAAGCAUGGCUUUGCUGACACCAAAAUCAUGGUCAGAACCUUGGAAUACAUCCAGAGGCAAAGCAAACACCCAGAGUUGAGCCACUUUACAGAGCUGGCGCUACGCCUUCCCCUGCAGUCCAGGACCUGAUGAACAUUGAUAGUCCACUGGCGUCCAGUGUACUGGACGGCAGCUCUCCAAGUCCUGUAAAAUACGAGUGGCAUCUUAGCCUAUUAUUGCUGUUCAAUAUCUUUUUCGUUUUGAAACUUCCCUUGGCAUGUGACAGGUCUAUUUUCCAAAGAGAGGAGAAAAUUUAUCCUGCCAGUGCAAUGAUUUUUAAGUGAAGCUUUGUUUUCCACUGCAGAGUUGUUAACCCUUAAAGGGAGACUUAAAUUGCUAAUGUUGGGUCAGUCAAGAUGUAUUCUGUUAUUCCAAACUCUAAAUAACUUAAGACCAAUCUUGAUGAGGGCUUGGAGAAGGAAGAUAGGCAGCGAUCGCCUGCUGAUCCCACUGCUUUUGCAAGAUGGGCAUGUGUGUCUAAUAACAGGCAAUUGCUUAAAGUUUUCUCUAUUCACUUGAAAUCAGUUUGCUGAUGAUAUUAAACAUAAUAUAAAUGGAGAGAAAUGGAAA